This is a messenger RNA of Parasteatoda tepidariorum (common house spider), 2354 nucleotides long. RefSeq names its product alkaline phosphatase-like. NCBI's taxonomy places the organism in Eukaryota, Metazoa, Arthropoda, Arachnida, Araneae, Theridiidae. Gene Ontology annotation, biological process: dephosphorylation. Gene Ontology annotation, molecular function: alkaline phosphatase activity. The record is from RefSeq and is a predicted model, not a curated record.
GCAAGAGGAAUUUGUGCCGAAUGUGCUGCACAGAAGAUCUCGAUUCGGAUUUGGAGAAGAAAGAUGCCAAGUGAUGAUGCUUACCUACAGAACCACGUGGCGCGCUCAUUUCUUGGCGAUAUUUGUCUUCGCUUUUGUUGUCUGCUGUUACGCGCAGGAUCGUCAUCAUUGGUAUCGUCAAGCAAGAGCUCAGAUCUUGAAAAAUUUGAGAGACCAAGAGAGUUCGGCCAUUGCCAAGAAUAUCAUUCUGUUUAUUGGCGAUGGGAUGGGUCUCACAACGGUCACGACGGCCAGGAUCUUGAGGGGUCAGCAGAAAGGAUUGAAAGGAGAAGAUUAUGAGUUGGCCUUCGACAAGUUUCAACACGUGGCUCUUGCAAAAACGUAUAACACAGAUAGUCAAGUUGGAGAUUCCGGUGCUUGUGCAACAGCUUUGCUCUGCGGUGUCAAAGGCCGUUUCGAAACUGUUGGUUUGGAUGACAGUGGAGUUUACAAUCGGUGUGACACAAACGCUAGAGCGAAAGUUGUUUGUUUAGGAGAAUGGGCGCAAAGUGCAGGAAAAUCAACUGGACUUGUUACAACAACCAGAGUCACCCAUGCAACGCCAGCUGCUAUGUUCGCUCACUCAGUUAACCGCUACUGGGAAAGUGAUGAGAAACUUGCAAAUGACUCGUCUAAAGCAGACUGCAAAGACAUAGCUAAACAGCUGAUUGAGGACAGUCCUGGGAGAAACAUCAAUGUGAUAUUAGGAGGUGGACGGAGACAUUUUUUAUCGAAGACCGCCUCGCAAAGUAGUUCAAAAAAUAGCAAUGAACGAGACGGAAGGAGGGAGGAUGGCCGGAACCUGAUCGAAGAGUGGAUGAGAGAUAAAAAAAUUCGAGGUCUGUCUUACAAGUACGUGUCCAGGAAGAAAGAGCUAGACAAAGUGGACGCCGUCAAAGUAGAUUACCUCCUGGGACUUUUUACUUCCGGUCACAUGGCGUACGAGUCUGAUCGAGAUAAAGACAGUGAACCAUCUCUUGCUCAAAUGACAGCAAAAGCUAUUGAAAUUUUGAGGAAAAAUUCACAGGGUUAUUUUUUAAUGGUUGAAGGAGGUCGAAUUGAUCACAGCCAUCACUUCAACAAUGCACAUCGAGCUUUAGUGGACACCCUUGCAUUUGAGGAUGCAAUCAUCACUGCCCUGGACAUGACACGAUCAGAUGAGACACUAAUGGUGGUCACUUCCGACCACUCCCACGUUUUCGCUUUCGGUGGAUACCCUAAGAGAGGAAACUCAAUUUUCGGUGUUGACAACAAAGUGUCUGACGUCGAUAACAUGCCUUAUACUACUUUAUUGUAUGCUAAUGGUCCAGGCUAUAACCGAAACUUUCCUGGUGGUCGUGAAAACUUAACCAAUGUAAAUACAGAGGAUAAGAACUACAUCCAGCAAUCAGCUGUUCCCAGAAGAUGGGACUCUCACGGUGGAGAAGACGUACCAGUGUAUGCACAAGGACCAAUGUCUCACCUGGUGCGAGGCGUAUUCGAACAAACCUACGUACCACACGCUUUAGCAUACGCUUCGUGCAUAGGUCCACAAAAAGACGACUGCGAAAGAAGAAAACAAACGUAUCAAAGACAUGUCAUCGAAUGCCCUUCCCCACACAUCGUCAAAGAAGUACUCUAUUCAUUUUCCACACAUUCUCGAAUGCUACCCAGUGUCUGGAGCAUUUCAUUCUUUUGUCUCAUCUGUUUCUGGUUCUUGAAAUCAUGAUGACCAGAAAUGAAAGCGUUCUUUAACACUUUAAGGCUCUGCAGUACAAAGUCAAGAGCGCUGAAACGUUUUUCUUUUCGAUCUGUGCUUUUUAAUUAAUUUCGAUCUCCGUAUAGUAAAUUAUAUUAUGUUUGUAUGUUUGAAAGAUAAUAUUUGAGCAGUAUCAUGAAAAGCCACACUUUUCUAAGACAGGCAUCUUUAUAAUAUCAAGGUAAUUUUAGUACUGAUUGUAGAUAUUUAAUUUACAAAUUUCUGGAACUUCCGCUAGAGGGCAGCGAGUUACCAGAAUUUCCGCUAGAUGGUAGCACAAAUCGGAGAGAAAUUUCAACAAUUACCUAAAAAUCAUUGCGUUUGUACCGCAACUCUCGCAAACAUUUUUAAACUGUGGCUUAUCAUUUUAUUGCCCAAAGCUUAUAUUGGAUGUUACCUUUGAUUAAUUUUUAAAAUACAAAUAACGAAAUGUGUAAUAACAAAAUACAAAUAACAAAAUGUGAAUAACAUUUAACAAAAUGCGGUUUAAAUCAACUGCAUAGUAUUAUUUGUCAUGUAAUGUUAAAUUUUGCAAAAAAGUAUAACGUCGUUUUUUUUUCCUUCUUCUUGUUAAAAC